Molecule: messenger RNA, 968 nt
Organism: Mercurialis annua (annual mercury)
Lineage: Eukaryota; Viridiplantae; Streptophyta; Magnoliopsida; Malpighiales; Euphorbiaceae
Exons: 9
Coding region: 84-743 (219 amino acids)
Source: RefSeq, a predicted model, not a curated record
GGUAUCUGUAAUUAACCCAAAAUGUUGUUAUACAGCUAACCGUCUCCCGCGUAAUUUCAGAUUAUCCUCUGUCUAAUUCACCAAUGUCACUGUCGCUGAAAGUCACCUCUUCAUGCUCUGCAAAUCUACCAUUUCAUCACCUGGGUUUCAACAAGCUCCGUUAUUACACCUCAAUUUCUAGCUUUCCAGGGAAGCAUGUUUACUUUCAAAAAUGUCAUAUUUCGUCGCUAAAUGAGUAUCAUAGACGACGGCUCUUCUCAAUUAACGGCGAAAACAAUUUGAGUCAGCCUUAUCCAAAUGAUAUCAAUUCUGACAUUGAAGGUCCAGAAGAAGAAUCCGAGGCAGGUCAAAAAUUGCUCACAUCCAGCGAGAUAUUGAAAAAAUUGAAGAGAUACGGACUUUCUGGAGUACUUUCUUAUGGGAUUUUAAAUACUGUUUACUACCUCACAACCUUUCUUUUGGUAUGGUUUUACGUUGCUCCAGCACCUGGGAAAAUGGGUUAUUUUGCUGCUGUUAAAAGAUUUCUCAAAGUGAUGGCAAUGGUGUGGGCUGGGAGUCAAGUUACUAAGUUAUUUAGAGCUGGAGGGGCCCUUGCUCUUGCACCUUUUGUAGACACUGGAUUAUCAUGGUUCUCUGUCAAAUAUAAGUUCGAGUCUCAGGGAAAGGCUUUCAUGGCAGCAGUUGGUUUCUGUUUUGGACUUGCCUUCAUCCUAUUUUUGGUUGUAACGUUGCUUUGGGCGUAACAUCAUAUCCGCAGUUUUGUUUGAAGCAGCUAGGUGAUGUUCUCAUAUUGCCGAUUUCUUUCAUGUUCUCAUCAUCUGUAGCCAAAUUUUGCUCGUUUUACCAAUUUCCCUUUUUGCAAAUUAGUGGUCGAAAUGUUUGACAUAUUUCGUCGACAGAUAAAGAUGAUGAGUUGCUACAUGCAAAGACGAGCUAUAGCCUAUAAGAGGCAGUUCUAGCUUUCAUUU